GAAACUACGAAUCUUAUCUAUUAUAAUUGUAAAUACUAAAUAGUAAUUAUUACCUAUAUUAUUAAUGUACUUAUGUACUUGCUUUUAAUUAAAAAAAUAAAUAGUAUAGGAUCACGAAUUAAAUUAGGAAUACAUCUAAAUCAUCAUAAAUCAUAUUAUAUAAUUUCUUAGUUCGUGUCAUAAUUAAAGACAAGAUUCAGUCUUGAUUCGUGUUCAGGACUAUUAGGGCCUGAUUUACAAUAGUUUGUUUAACCCGAGUUCAGCGGAACUUGGAUUAUCAAUGAAUGAUCCUAUUUUAAAUGUUUAAAUAUUCAAAUUAAUAGGAUACCUACUGUUAGCUUCAUGAUAUAAACUAACUAUUCUAUGGUUAUAUUAUGGUUUGCUUGAGCCUAGAGACUUAAUAUUUUGUUCUUAAUUUAUUUGUUAAUCUUGUCAUAUUAAUCAUUUUAAUUUUACAAAACGUUAGACUACAUAAUGUCUCUAUUUAGUGUAUUGCCAGCGCCUACACAAUUCCUUCAGGAUUUGGAAGAAGAUGAUGAAUCAAACGAAACACUUGCAGAGAAAACCAAUACAUAUGAAGUGUACGCUGUUAAAAUCCCACCAUACGGGAACAGAAAUGGAUGGGUACCAAGAACCGUUGAAGAUUUUGGAGAUGGUGGUGCUUUUCCGGAAAUCCAAGUUGCUCAGUAUCCAUUGAAUAUGGGAAAAGAAAAUAAAGAAUCUGUUUCAAAUGCUCUUGCACUGCAGUUAACUUCUGAUGGUAAAGUUAAAUAUGAUGUGAUUGCUCGCCAAGGUCAAAGAAAAGAUAAAGUGAUCUAUUCAAAACUAUCUGACAUGCUUCCAUCUGAGGUGGUCAAUGAAGAUGAUCCAUCUUUACAAAAGCCUGAUUUAGAAGAAGUUGCAGACAUCACUGAAAAAACAAGAGCAGCACUGGAAAAGUUAACUAAUUCUAAAGUUUCGGCAGCAUUACCUGUACGAGCGGCAGAUAAACCUGCUCCUGUUCAAUGGUUCCGCUACACCCCUACUGAACAAGGACAAGAAUAUAAUUCAGGAUCAAAACAACGUGUAGUAAGAUUAGUGGAAGCUCAGAAAGAUCCUAUGGAACCCCCAAAAUUCAAAAUUAAUAAAAAAAUUCCUCGAGGUCCUCCAUCACCUCCUGCACCUUUAAUGCAUUCCCCUACCAGAAAGACAUCUGUUAAAGAACAGAAAGAAUGGAAAAUUCCUCCUUGUAUAUCCAAUUGGAAAAAUGCUAAAGGUUAUACAAUUCCAUUAGAUAAAAGAUUAGCUGCUGAUGGUCGAGGUUUACAACAAAAUCAUAUAAAUGAAAAAUUUGCUAAACUGGCCGAAGCUUUAUACAUAGCAGAUCGAAAAGCCAGAGAAGCUGUGGAAAUGAGGGCUCAGUUGGAAAAGAAAAUGGCACAAAAAGAAAAGGAAAAGAAAGAGGAACAUCUUAGAGCCAUGGCUCAAAAAGCUAGAGAAGAAAGAGCAGGUAUUCGACUUCCUGGAUCUGCUAAGAAUGAUGAAUCUCGUGAACGUGAUCAAUUACGUUUGGAGCGUCAAAAAGAUAGAGCUCGUGAUCGUAACCUUGCUAGAAAUGCUGACAGCCGUAAAAACAAAGUAUUGCGAGAUCGAGAUAUUAGUGAACAAAUUGCUCUUGGACUCCCAGCAAUCACUAGAAAAACUGGAGAUACUCAGUACGAUCAACGUUUGCUUAAUACAACAGCAGGAAUGGAUACUGGAUUUGGUGAUGAUGAAGAAUAUAAUGUGUAUGAUAAACCUUGGCGUGGAAACAGCUCUUUGGCUCAACAUAUUUAUCGUCCAUCGGCUAAUAUUGAUAAGGAAGUGUAUGGUGAUGAUUUAGACAAAAUUGCUAAGACAAAUAGAUUUGUGCCAAAUAAAGAAUUUAGUGGAACAGAUCGUGAUCCUAAAGCCAGUGGUCGGUCUGGUCCAGUUCAAUUUGAAAAACAUCAACAAGAAGAAGAUCCAUUUGGUUUGGAUCAGUUCUUAACACAAGCUAAGCAUGCAUCUAAAAGGUCUCAACCACAGCAACAAGAUCGUGAUAAACGUCGUAGAAAAGAUUAAUUUUUUUUUUCUUAUUUAUUUCAAAAUGUUUUUUGUCCAUUAUUAUAGAAGUGAAACUUGUAUCUUAACUCUUAAGUAUAUAAAUUCAUAACAUAAACUUAUGGUGUAAAUUUCAAGUA
Myzus persicae (green peach aphid) is the source of this 2201-nucleotide messenger RNA. RefSeq names its product SNW domain-containing protein 1-like. NCBI's taxonomy places the organism in Eukaryota, Metazoa, Arthropoda, Insecta, Hemiptera, Aphididae. The transcript has 5 exons. Gene Ontology annotation, biological process: mRNA splicing, via spliceosome. The record is from RefSeq and is a predicted model, not a curated record. Gene Ontology annotation, cellular component: spliceosomal complex. Bases 475 to 2082 code for a protein of 535 amino acids.